Messenger RNA from Portunus trituberculatus (swimming crab), 1875 nucleotides. RefSeq names its product serine/threonine-protein phosphatase 5-like (gene PpD3). Gene Ontology annotation, molecular function: protein binding; protein serine/threonine phosphatase activity. Gene Ontology annotation, cellular component: cytosol; nucleus. The record is from RefSeq and is a predicted model, not a curated record. NCBI's taxonomy places the organism in Eukaryota, Metazoa, Arthropoda, Malacostraca, Decapoda, Portunidae.
CACGAGAGGGAGAGAGAGAGAGAGAGAGGCAACGUGUGAGCUAGCUUACUUUUAUCUCUAAUUCCUCUCACUCUCUCUCUCUAAUUAGAGCGAGCCAUGGCGGCCGAGGAACUCAAGAACAAAGCCAACGACUAUUUCAAAAAGCAGCAGUACGAUCGCGCAAUUGCUCUGUACACGGAAGCCAUCGAGAUUGACCCAACCAAUGCCAUCCUGUACGGAAAUAGGAGCUUUGCACACCUACGGACAGAAUCCUUUGGUUACGCCCUGCAGGAUGCGUCGAGGGCCCUAGAGAUCGAUAAGGGCUACAUUAGCUACUACAGGCGGGCCUCUGCCUACAUGUCCCUUGGGAAGUUUAAAUUGGCCCUCAAAGAUUAUGAGACGGUCACCAAGACGCGCCCCUCGGACAAGGAUGCUCGGCUCAAGUAUCAGGAGUGCCAGAAAUUGGUGAAAAUAAUGCUUUUCCAGAAGGCUAUUGCUGUGGAAGAGGACGCCAGAAGUGUAGCGGACUCAAUUGAUUUGGAUGCCAUGGUGAUAGAGGACGACUACUGUGGCCCGAGACUGGAGGACGGCAAGGUUACACAAAAGUUUAUGGAUGACCUCAUUGACCACUUUGCCAACCAGAAGAAGCUCCAUCGAAGAUAUGCCUAUAAGAUGCUGCUGGACAUGAAAGAAUACCUCAAGACAUUGCCCUCUCUGGUUGACAUCUCUGUGGCUGCGGACGAGAGCUUCACUGUCUGCGGCGAUAUUCACGGACUUUUUGACCUUCUUAAUGUCUUCAAGCUGAACGGUCGCCCCUCGGAGAGUAACCGCUACCUGUUCAACGGAGAUUUUGUUGACCGAGAGUUUUCUGUAGAAGUCAUAUUUGUUCUGUUUGGUUACUCCCUCCUGCACCCCGGACGAUUUUUUAUGUCGCGAGGCAACCACGAGAGCCUCACGAUGAACCAAAUGUACGGUUUCCAAGGUGAAGUGAAGGCAAAGUACACAGCGCAGAUGGUCGAAGUUUUCACAGAGGUGUUCAAUUUUCUCCCUCUGUGUCACUGCAUCAACAACAAAGUACUGGUGAUGCACGGCGGCCUCUUCAGUUCAGACAGUGUGACUUUAGAUGAUCUUCGGAAAAUUGACCGCAACAGACAGCCUCCAGAUGAAGGCCUGAUGUGCGAGCUUCUAUGGAGUGACCCGAUGGCAGGACAAGGCAGGGCUCCCAGCAAGAGGGGAGUCGGAAUCCAAUUUGGGGCAGACGUGACCCGGAGAUUCCUGGAUUUAAAUGGCUUGGAUUACAUUAUAAGGUCUCACGAGGUCAAGGCGGACGGCUAUGAGGUCACCCACGGGGGGGGGUGCCUUACUGUCUUCUCCGCCCCUAACUACUGUGACACAAUGGGGAACAAAGGCGCCUUUAUCAACAUGAAUGGAAAGGAUCUCAAGCCACACUUUACUACUUAUGAGGCUGUGCCCCACCCCCCCGUGAAGCCAAUGGCCUACGCCCACUCCAUUUUUAGUCUCUUUAGUUGAGUGAGCUAUCUCUAAUCUCACCUAUCUCUAAUAUGAGCUAUCUUUAAUAUGUUUGUGCUAUUAUUCUCUCUCUCUCUCUCUCUCUCUCUCUCUCUCUCUCUCUCUCUCUCUCUCUCUCUCUCUCUCUCUCUCUCUCUCUCUCUCUCUCUCUCUCUCUCUCUCUCUCUCUCUCUCUCUCUCUCUCUCUCUCUCGUGUGUGUUAAGUUUACUAUUAUAAGUAAUAUUUCACUAUUAUAAGUAAAUUUAAGUAGUAGUAGUAGUAUAGUAGUAGUAGUAGUAGUAGUAGUAGUAGUAGUAGUAGUAGUAGUAGUAGUAGUAGUAGUAGUAGUAGUAGUAGUAGUAGUAGUAGUAGUAGUAGUAGUAGUA